Molecule: messenger RNA, 3433 nt
Organism: Osmerus eperlanus (European smelt)
Lineage: Eukaryota; Metazoa; Chordata; Actinopteri; Osmeriformes; Osmeridae
Gene: usta
Product: uronyl 2-sulfotransferase a
Exons: 8
Coding region: 212-1423 (403 amino acids)
Cellular component (GO): membrane
Molecular function (GO): sulfotransferase activity
Source: RefSeq, a predicted model, not a curated record
AGGAUGGAACCUCAACUUCACUUGCAGGAGUAGACGAGCACGGACGAGACGUACCGAACGGAGGCGACGCUGUGCGCAAACAACUUUGGCUGCGGAGAGUCUGCGUUUCCGAAUAGGUGUCCGUUUCAAAUGAUAUCAAAGCAAAGAGUUUCACUUUCCACAGGCGGAUGGGUAACUACCGCUCUCUGCGGCGGCGCUUUAUGAGGAGGAGAUGAUGAAGAAUUUCAGCCACAGUCCCCUUCACAACAACCAGACUCCAAACCACAUUAGGGAACGGAACAACAAAAAGUUCAGCUUGUUUUCGGCAAUUCCGUUACGACUGUCUCUGCGAGGUUAUGGUUUCUGUAUGGCUACGUUGUUUCUCUUCUGUUUCGGCUCUCUUUUCUACCAGUUAAACGGAGGACCCCCUAAAAUCUUACUGGACAUCCGACAGUAUCUCGGUGAGUCCACGUAUUUAGAUGACCACGGACCACCAGCCCCAAGGAUCCUACCGUUUCCCAGCCAGGUGGUGUACAACCGCGUGGGGAAGUGUGGCAGCAGGACGGUGGUGAUCCUUCUGAAGACUCUGGCAGAGAAGCACCAGUUCAACCUGAUCUCCUCAGACAUCCACAACAAGACCCGCCUCAGCAAGCAUGAACAGGUGGAUCUUAUGAAGAACAUCAGUAACAUUCCCCAACCCUUCCUGUACACCAGACAUGUCCACUUCCUCAACUUCACCAGAUUUCGAAUAGAACAGCCAGUGUACAUCAACAUCAUCAGAGACCCUAUCAACCGCUUCCUCUCCAAUUAUUUCUUCCGACGCUUUGGUGACUGGCGGGGCGAGCAGAACCACCUGAUCCGCACGCCAGGGAUGAAGGAUGAUGAGAGAUACCUGGACAUUAACGUGUGCAUCCUGGAGAAUUACCCAGAAUGCUCCAACCCAAGACUUUUCUACAUCAUCCCGUAUUUCUGUGGACAACACCCACAGUGCAGGGAGCCAGGGGUGUGGGCUUUGGAGAGGGCCAAGCAGAACGUUGUAGAGAACUUCCUGUUGGUGGGGAUCCUGGAGGAGUUGGAAGAUGUGCUGCUCCUGCUGGAGAGACUCCUACCUCACUACUUCUCUGGUGUGCUGGGCAUCUACAAGAGCCCAGACUACAGGAAGAUGGGGAACAUGACAGGCACAGUCCGUAAGCACACGCCCACCCUGGAGGCGCUGCAGGUGCUCUACCACCGCAUGCGCUACGAGUACGACUUCUACAACUUCAUAAGUGACCAGUUCCACCUCAUGAAGAAGAAGAUCGGCCUCAAGUCCAUCUCGCACCCGCCCGCCCACCAGGCAUCCUUUCUGAGAGAGCUGGAGUUCCACACCCCUGAGCCCCUGGACGAGGACGAGGAGCUGGAGGCCGACCUGGAGGACGCCAACAGCUGGUUGGUGCAGCCCUGAGUGUUGCCGCGGUGCCUGUGGAAAGAGCCGUGAUUAGCUGGAGGUGGCAGCAAGGGGUGGGGAUAUGCCCUGUCUGUCAGCAUUCCCAACAGGAAGAGGAAGUGAGGUUGGGGGUGUGUGGAUCCUGAUGCCCGUGUUUUUACGGGCUCCUUGUUGCAUCUGUCCUGGACUCUCCGCAUGCCUUUGAGGACCAUGGCAGUGGGUGGGCAGCUGGACAAACUGCCAUAUUUAAAUAUUGACUAGAAUAAUGGGAAAUAUUUUUUUCUUCAAAGAUCCAUUGUUUUUGUCCCUUAGUUUUUUUAUUUGUUUGAUCCAAGAGGCUGUCCUAGUUGGUGGAUCAAUCUCCAGGUGAGAUAUGAAUAAAAUAUAUGGAGGCGAUUUAGGAAGCAUUUUCAGAGUUGGGGAGGGGGGAGGGGGGGGGGGGGAGUGCCUGAGACGGGGGACUCGCUGCAGUGGAAGUAGUCCCAGGUCUUCCCCAACCUCGUCAUCCCUUUCAUUCUUCUUCACCUUACAUCCUGUACUAGGGAGGUGUCCUUACAUGUGACUACAACCAAACCUUGAAUGCUGUUUAACAGUCAUCCAGGACUUCUCAAAGUGCCAAACCUCACUUCUUGGGUCUCUGUUGUCACAUGAACCCAGAUUGGAAGAGUCCAUUCCUCACAUGGGUGGAACAUGUGGGGGUGACUUGGAUCAAUCCAGCUAUAGUUAUGUGAUUCAUAUCUGUAUACUUGUGGAUAACUUAUGAGGGUUAAACUGUAAGCAGAGGAGCACUUAUCUAUGAAUUCAGAGAAUUCAAAUUGUGAGCCUGUGAUUGGAUUCUGACAUUAGUAUUUGUCACUGACAGUGUAAUAAGACUGAAAGUUGAGAUUUAGCAAAUUCAAAACAUUAGAGGGGUCCAAUCAGGUUAACUUAAUCUCUAAUUAAUAGGAUGGCAAGACUUUACAGUAAGAUUACAUUAAUUGUGUAAGUACAUAGUAAUCGCGAUAUAAUUAAGUUGUAUCAAGUGGUAUAGAUUACAACAAAAGUGUAAGAAGGCACAGUAACAAAAAGGUGUAAGGGUGAAGUUGAAGGUUGUGUUACCAAAACAAUUUUAACAUCCACUUACUCCUGGAAGCCCAAGGUUCCCAUAUCAAGUUCAACCGUAUUGAAGUGUACUGUAACUACAAUGUUGUAACUAUUAGUAUUGCUACUUAGUUACAUGGUAGUUAGUGUAACCUUUAAUGUAAAGCGACGCCAAGAUGAUAUUUUUGGACCGACCAUUGACAUAAACAUGGAACAUUUGGUUAUAGUUCCAUUAACACAGCUACAGUAAUUUAUCUCCAAAAACUGGUCAAACCAUGAAGGCCUGAUUAAUCCAAAGCGUUAAACAUCUGCAAAUGAACAGAAUUUUUGUUAGAAGCAUAAUAUGUGUAUUAUACUGUGCUUUUAUCACACCCGAGUUCCUUUAAUACAAGAUUGUUUGUUUUCUAGCCACUCCUAAAUAAAAAAAAUCCUCUUGUUUUUUCUGGAACCAAUCAAUAAAUCUACCUACACAUAACUAUGAUAACUAAGGAGAUGGAAUGGGACUGGUGGUUGUCAUGGAUCCCUGCUGUUUCCAGAUCCCCUGUCUUCUUCUUAGCCAACAGUGUCAGCUCGUGUAUCUGUACCCUGCAAGAACAAAUGUCAUUAAGCUCCUAUCAAACAUUAGUACAGUAUAUUUGACAUGCAACCCUUAUGGUGUAAUAUAGGCAUGUCUAUUUUUCAUUGUCCUGUCAGUGUUUUUAACAUUCUCUUUUCAACAGUUUAAUUUAUUAUUAUGUAUUCACAGAAAUUCCAUAUAAGCUUCUCAGGAAAGAAAAUGUUUUAUUACGACCGUUAAAUAUGUUGGGAUCUUACAGCAAAGAAGCCUAUUCUGGUUCUUACAGAAAUGAGUCCAAAAUGAACUGAAACAGCUACAGAUUAGUGAAACUAGGUUACAACAGAGUCUAUUGUUUUGUCCGUUUUGAAAAUAAAAAUCUGCUAACAAUUGCA